AUGCGAGAAGACUUCAUAUUGACGAUAGUGCUAAUCGCGUUUGCGAUGCUCGCGAUUGAUGCACUGCCGCAAGUUACAUUCGGGUCCGGAACGAAAAUUGCACGGGUGUCUAGGUUGCGCGCCCACGGGGUUUUCGCUUCGCGUAGACGUAAAGGAGAACACGCCCAUUGUCGUCAUCUUUCGGAUCUUCGCUGUAGACAGCGACUUUACCUCUACUACUCUGACACGACUGAUACGCCGACACGCGAAACGACGACGACGACAGAGGUUGAGAUGGACUCGACAGAUGCGACGACGUCGACGGCCGACGUCGAAAGCAGUGCGAGAAAUGAUGUUCACGUCGACGCCAAGGAUUCAGUGGUUAUUCUGAUUUCGAAAACGACGGAGAAGCCGGAACAAUCAUCUGGGGAACAAUUGGCAGAGAAUGAAACCAAGCAGUCCUCUAAAAGUACUAGGCCCACGGUACUUUAUUUGAAGACUCGCAGCUCCAUCAAAUAUCGCUACGCCGUGACGGAAACAGUGUCGAAAGUACUGAAUCCCGACAGCAAAUCCAAUGAGAUCGUCUUCUCGUUGACGUUGCCGGAAUCCGCCUUCAUCUCCAAGUUUUCCAUAUCCAACGCGCGGGUGCCCCAAAAGCGAAGCGCAUCUGCAUUUCCUCUUGUGCGGGUAACAGCAGUAGAAAGCCUAGAAGCGACAUCUGUCGCUGAAAUGGAGAGCUACUCUGACACGACUGAUACGCCGACGAGGACAGAGGUUGAGAUGGACUCGACAGAUGCGACGACGUCGACGGCCGACGCCGAAAGCAGUGCGAGAAAUGAUGUCCACGUCGACGCCAAGGAUUCAGUGGUUAUUCUGAUUUCGAAAACGACGGAGAAGCCGGAACAAUCAUCUGGGGAACAAUUGGCAGAGAAUGAAACCAAGCAGUCCUCUAAAAGUACUAGGCCCACGGUACUUUAUUUGAAGACUCGCAGCUCCAUCAAAUAUCGCUACGCCGUGACGGAAACAGUGUCGAAAGUACUGAAUCCCCUGUCGUUUAGGGAAAUCGACCACGUUGUUUACGAAGCAAGCGUGGAAAAGAAGGAGAAAGCGAAAGAAGUGUAUGACGCUGCAGUUCAGGCGGGACAAAGCGCAGCUUUAGUUGCCGUCAACCCAAGAGAUUCGACACGUUUCAGCGUCUCGGUCAACGUCGGCGCAAAAGAAAAGGUCACGUUCACACUGAUUUACGAAGAGCUUCUUCUGCGGCGAAACGGUUUCUACGAGCAGCGAAUCAAUUUAAAUCCAGGCCAGACGGAGAAGCCGGAACAAUCAUCUGGGGAACAAUUGGCAGAGAAUGAAACCAAGCAGUCCUCUAAAAGUACUAGGCCCACGGUACUUUAUUUGAAGACUCGCAGCUCCAUCAAAUAUCGCUACGCCGUGACGGAAACAGUGUCGAAAGUACUGAAUCCCGACAGCAAAUCCAAUGAGAUCGUCUUCUCGUUGACGUUGCCGGAAUCCGCCUUCAUCUCCAAGUUUUCCAUGGAAAUCGACCACGUUGUUUACGAAGCAAGCGUGGAAAAGAAGGAGAAAGCGAAAGAAGUGUAUGACGCUGCAGUUCAGGCGGGACAAAGCGCAGCUUUAGUUGCCGUCAACCCAAGAGAUUCGACACGUUUCAGCGUCUCGGUCAACGUCGGCGCAAAAGAAAAGGUCACGUUCACACUGAUUUACGAAGAGCUUCUUCUGCGGCGAAACGGUUUCUACGAGCAGCGAAUCAAUUUAAAUCCAGGCCAGCUCGUCCCCACCCUCGAAGUACACGUGGACAUCCAAGAAGCCAAGAAUUUCACGAAAUUAAUCGUUCCUGAACUGAGGAAAGAAUUGCUGGUGGAAAACGAGAAAGUUAGCAGUGAAAGUCGAGACCACGCUCCCAUAGUGUGGGAACCGGAAAUUCAGGAGAAAAACAUUACUGCAGACACGGACCCUUUGGCACCCCGGAAGGUGACCCCUGACCUAAUCAAACGAGCCAAUGCCCACAUCGACAGCUGGACUGCCGACGGCCAGACCGACAUCGAUUCCGCACUCAAACUGGCCUUCAAACAGGCCCAGAAGUCCGUCAAGGGCCAGGAAAACGAAGUGGCCCCGGAAUCCUUGGCCCAAAUGAUAAUUUUGGAGAGACCAAGUGUCACGGAUACUCGAUUUAUUGUUUCAUCAGGUGAAACUGACACCGAGAGAAUCGUGAAGAACAUGCUGAAGCGCAAUGAAGAAGCCAGCAACAAGGUCCUGCUCUUCACAAUAGCCUUCGGAGACGACACGAACUUCAAAUUCCUCAAGAAAUUAGGGCUCCGAAAUAAUGGUUUCGCGAGAAAAAUCUACGCCGAUUCGGAUUCCUCGCUUCAACUCACUGGAUUUUUCGAGGAAAUUUCCAGCCCGAUUCUCACCAACGUCAACAUCACUUACCUGGGUGGAAAAGUCGACGAGGACUCGACGCCGACAGCACAACCCAGCCAAAACGUGACAGCGUUCAGAGGAACCGAGAUCGUCAUGACGGGGAAAUUGGAAUCGGCGUCGGACCGCCUCACUGCUUACACGGUGUCGGCGCUCGCGCAGCAAGGGUCGGUCACUUUCAACGGAACGGCGUCCGACGUCGUCGAGAUGGAUUUAAACGACAAGUCUAGUUUCCGGCCUUAUUCGAACUUCCUGGAACGACUUUGGGCUUACCAGACCGUCAGGCUGACUCUGGAUCGUAUGGAAACCGUGGACGAGGAAGAAAAACUCUCAGCUUUGAAAGAGAAAGCCCUCAACAUUUCAUUGAAGGCAUGUGUAUUCGACAGCACACUGACCCCGCGGGAUCAAUUGAUAGAAGAUACGCCGGAACCUAAAAAAAAAUCGUCGCAUAGAAAAGUGUACCUGCGUUACAAAAUUUGCAAACCUGCUGCCAAAGAAGAAUCAAUUCAUCGGCUAAAUGAUAGAAACGCGUCGACCCCGUUGAUGGGCGAAAAUAUAAAAUUCAGCUUUGUGACACCUUUGACAUCCCUGGUCGUGAAUAAACCGGAUCAGAACGAAACCGGAUCUCAGGUUCAAGCCAAACUUUCAGCGGAGGAUUUGGAUGCCGACGCAGGAAAUCCGGCUUUCGCUGUGGCCAGCAACUACCAACAGCAGAGCGCCAGUGGGUAUUUCAAAAUCCCUCGACUUUCGUACCCAUGCGUGGCCAGGGGUUGCAUGAUGACGUUGGUCUGCGCCCUGGAUAAGAAGGUUAAGCAAUGCAAGUUCUUUGUUUAG
Notodromas monacha is the source of this 3252-nucleotide messenger RNA. The record is from the annotation of a GenBank genome assembly. Lineage: Eukaryota; Metazoa; Arthropoda; Ostracoda; Podocopida; Cyprididae.